UAUUGCGUGAGACCUGAUGACUGAAGCUCUCAAACUUGUGAAGUGAAACUCUUCUGAUGACAACAUGCGGACUACCUGGAGAGACUGCAAGGCUUGGAGUGACAAUGGUCUUCCCAUGUCUACGACGAAUAACGAAGCAUGUAAAUUAUUUGACGCCUCCCUAACACAGUCAUAUGGAAUGUAUAACGAACCGUCCGUUGGUGGACUAGAAAACUGUGUAAAACAAAUGCUUACAGCUGAUCCAGAUUUUGUUAUGGGCAAUGUGCUGAAUCACAAUAUGCAGCUUGGAGGAUGUGAAAAACCUCACCAUUUAAACCCAGAGCUACAGAAAAAAAUCGCGCAACUAAAGUCCUUGAAAGAGAAGGUCAAGGCCAUUACAGAGAGGGAGGAAAGGCACAUUAAUGCCACCUGUUUGUUUGCUCAAGGAAAACGCUAUGAAGCCAUUCAGGCCUGGGAAGACAUCUUGAUAGAUUAUCCUACGGACAUGAUGGCGGCCAGGCAGUGUUUUCUGGGAAUGAUUAACCUGGGACUACAACAAGAAAACAAAGACAUAAUGACAAGAAUUUUACCUCACUUUUCUCUUGAAACGCCAGGAUACAGCACAAUUCUAGGUUGGCAAGCGUUCUGUUUGGAAGAAAAUAAUUAUUAUGACCUUGCAGAAAAAGUUGCAAAGAAGAGUCUGGAAUUAGAACGCCAUGAGACCUAUGCAUCUCACACUUUAUCACAUGUGUAUUUGAUGCAGGGAAUGCACGACAAAGGGAUUAAUUUUAUGCUGUCCACGGAGAGCGACUGGAAUCGGUGCGAAUUUCUUGCCUGUCAUAAUUACUGGCACGUAGGAAUCUUUCAUGCUGAGAAGGGAGACUUCAGAUCCGCAUUAGAAAUAUUUGAUUCACAGGUUGGAGUUCGAACACAAAGAUCUAAAAGUGAUUUCAAUUUAACCGAUGCCACGCAUUUGCUGUACAGGUUAAAACUAGAAGGAGUUGACGUUGGGAGUCGUUGGUCGAUGUUAGACAAGACAAGUCACGUAUAUAUGUUUGGACACGGUCAAAUGUUUACUGAAUCACAACUGUUUCUGAAAAGCUGUUGUGACCAGGACAAAAACAUAAAGGAAAAACAGCUGCAGUCUUUGAAAGAAUAUGUAAAAGACGGUGAAAUGUGGGACAAUAAAACUAUAGUUAAAGAGGUAGGCAUUCCUCUUUGUGAAGGGGUACUGGCCUUUGAGAAUGGGGAGCAUGAUAAAGCUACCGAAAUACUCUACCCACUACGCUACGAUAUCAUACGAAUCGGGGGAAGCCAUGCACAGCGGGAUGUCUUUAACCAGAUCUUGAUAAAUGCUGCCUUAAGGUCCUCCAAUCCUAAAAACCAUCGCUUGGGAAGAAUGCUGCUGAGUGAACGAAAACUGGCUAAAACAAGUGACAGCUGGACAGAUAGAAUGAUCGCCAAGUUCGUGGCAGAGCAUGGCUCAUAGUGUAUUCACUUCAGACUGACCAACGACCGCUUACAACCUUUGUUGUGUAAAAUAGGAUUAUUCAAGGACAUUUUUAUAAAAGAAAGUGUUAAUUAACAAUACGUGAAGAAACCAGCCAUGUUGUUGAGUAUUCAACUUUAAUUUCGUGCAAUUUCCUGACAUUGUAUUCACAGUGUAUUAAAUAUAUGCGAAAAACA
Molecule: messenger RNA, 1665 nt
Organism: Saccostrea cuccullata (small rock oyster)
Lineage: Eukaryota; Metazoa; Mollusca; Bivalvia; Ostreida; Ostreidae
Product: tetratricopeptide repeat protein 38-like
Exons: 14
Coding region: 65-1468 (467 amino acids)
Molecular function (GO): protein binding
Source: RefSeq, a predicted model, not a curated record